GCAUCAGCCUGUUGCCCUGCGCGUCCACGACACCAUGAGCAUGGGUACAUGCUCCAAGCUGCCGCCUGCCCACCUGUCUCGUCUUCCUUCUCUCCACCUUCUUUUGUCAGGCAACCGCUACCUCGAUCCCUGGAUGUCCACCAUUCCUCGUUACGCCACGACUCCCCGUCACAUGCUCAGACCACGAUUCACGCGCCCAUCUGAGCGAUCCGGCCACUUCCACUCGGUACACCUAUGUACAUUCGCUGCACCAGCCCUGCCCCGAGCCAAAAGAAUUAUCUGACAACUGUCUGCACAUGCUUCCUCCCAACCUUACCAUGUCGAUCGAAGGCCUCAGACAGCGGCAGAUGCCCGUUGAGCCACCUGUCAUCGCAAAGCUAAAAGCACAGCGUACCAAAACACCUGCCCGUCCACAAGACCCCGAGCCAGCCCAACAUCCAGCGGGCGACAUUAAGCAUGGCGCCUUUGCACAGGCCCUGCGCAUGUUUUUGUUCGCAGCCUACUUCGCCGGGAGCAUCAUGGCCAUCGCUAUCACGCAGUACUUCGGCUGUCCCUUGUAUCUAUACAGCAAGAACCUCUUCUAUGCAUGGAUGGCCAUGUCCAAGCAGCAUUUUGGCAUCGUCGUCACCACCAUGACCUACUGGUGGGCUCCAGUUACAAUGCGAGUCAGUGGAGAUAAGAGCAUGAGGGGACAACUGAGAAAAACAAAGGAUGGCAGAUUGGAGUCUGAAUUUCCUGAACGACUAGUCCUUAUUUCCAACCACCAGAUUUACACCGACUGGGUCUACCUCUGGUGGGUGGCCUACACGGCUUCGAUGCACGGCCAUCUCUACAUUAUCCUUAAAGAGUCGUUGAAAUAUAUACCCGUCAUAGGCUGGGGUAUGAGGCUAUAUGGCUUCAUUUUCCUCUCGCGCAAGUGGUCGACGGAUAAGGAACGUUUUCAGCAUCGGCUGAAAAGGUUGACCACCAGCCAUAGCGGCCCGUUGUCUGGUUCCCAGGAACUUGACCCAAUGUGGCUGCUCAUCUUUCCCGAAGGCACAAACCUCAGCUCAAAUGGCCGAGCGGCAAGUAAAAAGUGGGCAGAAAAGAACAAGAUUGACGACUUGAGGCAUGCAUUGCUACCAAGGAGCACGGGCUUAUUGUUUUGCUUGAAAGAGCUUAAGGGCUCCGUCGAGUAUCUGUACGAUUGCACAGUAGCCUAUGAAGGCGUCCCCGUCGGCCAAUACGGUCAAGAUCUCUUCACCCUCCGUGGUACCUACUUCCAAGGUCGUUCUCCAAAAUCAGUAAACAUGCACUGGCGCCGCUAUGCCACCGCCGACAUCCCAGUCCAUGAUGAAAAGGAAUUCUCGGAUUGGCUACUCCUUCGUUGGCGCGAAAAGGAUGACCUCUUACAGUAUUUUGUCGAAAACAACCGUUUCCCUGCAGAUGAUGGCGAAACACCUAAUGUCGACAGUGGAGAGCCAUUGAAGGGCGCAGGCUGGAUAGAGACGGAUGUUCGACCGGUCAAGUGGUACGAGUGGUUGCAGAUUUUUGUCCCAACUGCUGCUCUUGGGCUCGUCGUCAAUGUUUUUGUCAAGAUUUUCAACAUCGUCAUGAAGGUGGCGGGGGUGAAGUCUAAAGCCUAGAUUGCCAAAGAAAAGAGAGCAAGGAAAGGCCUUGAGUCGGAUUAAAGAAGUAAUCGGGCCGUUGCAAAAGUUGGAGCUGUCCAGGCCUUGGUCGGCGGCUGUUGUUGUUACGUUCGCUGGGGUGUGGUACAUUUGUAGGUAGAUCGCUUUGAUACCCCUCGUCCAUUUUUUUUCGGAUGAUACUCUCUACUCUGAAUCGUUACACUUGUAGUGUAAGAAGUAAUACAAUGAAUGUAAUUAGAAACAGGGUACAGACUAGAUAGUAGCUAAGAACACUUUUCAUGAAGUGCAUCCCUCCACAACAAUCUAGCUUUGGGUAC
This is a messenger RNA of Bipolaris sorokiniana ND90Pr, 1945 nucleotides long. RefSeq lists its product as uncharacterized. The transcript is spliced from 4 exons. Gene Ontology annotation, molecular function: acyltransferase activity. The record is from RefSeq and is a predicted model, not a curated record. Bases 318 to 1625 code for a protein of 435 amino acids. Lineage: Eukaryota; Fungi; Ascomycota; Dothideomycetes; Pleosporales; Pleosporaceae. Gene Ontology annotation, cellular component: endomembrane system.